AUGAUGGAAAUGAACUUGACGAUUAGCACGAUUAUCCACGAUUACUGCAAUGCUAGCAACACUACCGACAACGAUGGCCCAUGCGAAUGCGGUCAGAAGGUCAACGCCUGCGGAAUAUGUGACCUGUACGACUUCAUCAUUUACGGCGUGCUCGGCAGUCUGAUAGGUCUCUUCGGGAUCGUCGGCAACACGAUUUCGAUCAUUGUCUUGUCACGACCGAAGAUGAAAUCGUCCAUCAAUUACCUAUUGGUUAUGCUGGCUAUUAGCGACAACACGUUAAUUAUCAUAUCGAUACUGAUUUUAGGACUGAUAAAGAUCAACAAGUACACCGGCCUGCUGUUCCUCUACAAGUUUAUCGUCUAUCCGAAAAUCAGCAAGCUCCUGUACCCACUUAUCUGCAUGGCGCAGAUGACGACGGUGUAUCUAACACUGGCGGUGAGCAUGGAGAGAUACAUCGCGGUCUACUAUCCGCUGAAGGUCAGAUCAUUCUGCACUUACGGACGAGCGCGGGCGGCAGUGCUGAUUAUGGUAGUCCUCGCCCUGCUUUAUAAUAUACCAAAGUUCUGGGAGUACGAAGCACGCGAAGAGAUACACUGGAAGUACAACGUCACCGUGUACUGCAUGUUCCCGACCGAGUUAAAGAACAACGAUUAUUACAAUAUCGUGUACAUACAUUGGAUGCAUUCGAUAGUGUACGUUCCCUUUAUCUACACACUCCCGUUCGUCGUCCUGCUGAUCCUUAACACGGCCAUUUAUCGACAGGUUAGAAGAGCGAACAGGGACCUGCAGAAGUUAUCGCGUCGCCAGCGCAACGAGAUCAACCUGACGAGGAUGCUGAUGUGCGUGGUGAUGGUUUUCCUGAUUUGCAACAUCAUGUCGUUAGUCUCGCAAAUUUACAAAUUUAUCGAGAUACUGCCGUGGUGGAUGGAUCAGCUCGGCAAUUUUCUGGUUAUCGUCAACAGCAGUGUCAACUUCAUCAUCUACAUGAUCUUCGGCGACAAUUUCAAGAGGAUGUUCCUCAAACUCUUCUGCAUGUCAUGGCAGCGCAGGUUCGAACGGAACAGUAUGGCAUUCCAGAGGUCGAGCAUGUUGACUAUCAGCACCACGACCAGCAUAGAACUCAGUCAGUGAUAACAGUUGUCUCGACCGUAGCAAUAUAUAGGUUCGAUAUUGGCUAUCUCUGUGUGUGUGUGUGUGUGUGUAUAUAUGUAUUCUUUGUUUUGAAGUUCUCAUACAGCUUCAAUAACCGCCGGUUGGCGGAUGAAUGGAAAAGAAAGGGCGAGAGCGAUUUCGCGCUGUGGUAGGUGUUUAUUAUUCGGCGGAGCGUUUAUUACCGUCUCUCUGGGAAAUAUUCGAACCAAUUCUCGUGCUAGGACGCUGUGAUCCCAUGGAACAAUGCGACGAUGUUUCGAGGUCGAAUCAAAUUCGGUUCGACGGUUGCCCUUCUGACUGGAGAUAAUGGAUGUACUUUCUGGGCGUGCCGGCUUGUGCCAGACAUCUUGUACAUAAUUUUGAUAGAUAAAUAGAU
Molecule: messenger RNA, 1528 nt
Organism: Dinoponera quadriceps
Lineage: Eukaryota; Metazoa; Arthropoda; Insecta; Hymenoptera; Formicidae
Product: FMRFamide receptor-like
Exons: 4
Coding region: 1-1131 (376 amino acids)
Biological process (GO): G protein-coupled receptor signaling pathway
Cellular component (GO): membrane
Molecular function (GO): G protein-coupled receptor activity
Source: RefSeq, a predicted model, not a curated record